Messenger RNA from Suillus bovinus, 2065 nucleotides. RefSeq names its product cytochrome P450. The transcript is spliced from 12 exons. Bases 352 to 1860 code for a protein of 502 amino acids. The record is from RefSeq and is a predicted model, not a curated record. Lineage: Eukaryota; Fungi; Basidiomycota; Agaricomycetes; Boletales; Suillaceae. Gene Ontology annotation, molecular function: monooxygenase activity; heme binding; iron ion binding.
GUUAUGUCACUGGGCGGAGCGUUAAAGAAUUACAUCCGCGUGCUCACUUGAAGUUGAGUUAGUAUCAUCCUACAUAAUAGAUAAGUCUUCCUGGCAGCCCCCUCCGAAAUUAAUGGCUUCACGAACCAGCUCGUAUCCAGGACAGCGAAAUGCGCGCAGAAAUUCAGAAUGAACUUGGAAAGCAGGCUGUUCGCGUCCGAUAUCCGAUAGAUAUCUGAAGCUUUUCCCUUUCCAAAGGAGAUCUCCCAGUUACGAUGAUUGUUUCCACUAGGUCAUUGGUCCCACAUAGUCAAUAUUAUUAUAAUUCUUGAAGCUUUGAAGCUUGGACGAGUGAUAUCGCAAACUCCCCUCAUGUGGCACACACCCAGGAUUGUCCUUCUACUGACUUCGGGAGUCAUCCCUGUUCUUGUGUUGUUUUCCAAAAGACGCAGGGCCCAAAAUUUGGAUGAUUUCCCGACUGUUGGCUGCUCCUUCGGCCCGUCUCGCUGUUUCAGCAACUUCUACGUAGGCGCAUCCAGAUUUCUCGUAGACGCACCAGGUGUACUCAGGGAGGGUUAUGAAAAGUAUGGUAAUAGGCCGUUCAAGGUCGCAACUAUGCUGCGCUGGACAAUAGUGUUCAGUGAUCCCAAGCAAACGAUGGAAAUUACGGAUGCUGCAGAAGAGGACCUUUCGUUUCGUGAGGCUAUGAAAGAUAUCAUGGGUGUUGACGAUACAUUAGAGAUUAACGCCGACAGUCCAGAUCAUGACCUUCUGGCCGAACUACUCAAGAGUCAUAUUGCUAGAAAUGCAACCAAAAUUUGCGGCGAAGUUCAAGACGAGUUGCUUGCAUCUCUCGAGAACGUUUUAGGAAACGAGAGUGAUGCAGAUUGGACCUCGAUCCCCGCUUUAAGCACCGUAAAUCGAAUAAUGAUGCAGACAUGGCAACGAUUCUUUGUUGGUUAUCCCCUAUGCCGCAAUUCCGAGUGGUGUUCCCUGGUGGCCAAGAUUCACAAGGAUGUAUCGAUCUUGAGCGUAAUCAGACGUAUCGUGCCAUCAUGGACAUUCCGAUUCUUUGCGAAAAUGGCUAGCAACCUCGAGGCAAAUGUUAAUCGCGCGACUAUGUUAUUGGGUCCUGUAGUGGAGGCUUGCAUCAGCGAAGUGGACGAAUAUGCUGUUCCAGGCCAGCAGAAGAUCGACUUCCUCGCGCGACUUGUAAAGCGAUCUACCGGUGAAGAUAGUCUGUUGAAAAACCUUACGACGCGUCUGCUUGGUUUCACCAUUGCGGUUGCAUCUACGCCCUCAAAUACCCUUACCCACGCCCUAUAUCAUUUAGCCACAAACCCUGAUUUUGCGCAGACAUUGCGGGAUGAAGUUGACCCCAUCGUCCAGCGCGAUGGGUGGAAUGUACAAUCCGUCGCAAAUAUGAGAAAGAUAGACAGUUUCCUGAGGGAAAGCGCCAGGAUCAAUGGUGUAUCCUCUUUGGGAUUCUUCAGACAAGCAAUGCGUGAUUUCUCGCUCUCCGAUGGCACAUUUCUCCCCAAGGAUUGUUUCAUAGCGGUCUCUUUGCCACCAUUUCACCGUGACAGCACAGCAUAUGAGGCCCCCGACGAAUUCAGACCUUUCAGGUUCUCGGACAAUCCGGAGCACAGCAUGAGCACUAUCUCGCCCCACUGGUUGUUUUUUGGCUACGGGAAACAUUUGUGUCCUGGGCGUUUCUUACUCACUCAUCAACUGAAAGUCAUGUUUGCGUACAUGGUGUCUGCCUACGACAUUAGAUUUGGCGAUGAAUGGACAUCGCGUCCUCCAAACUUCAUAUUUGGGGAGGGAGUCGUACCGAAUCUAUCUGCGCAUGUCUCAUAUAGAAGACGGCAGGCACGCUGAUUAUUAAAUGUAGUUCAUGUCAUUCUUCUUUGAAUUUCGAGGGUGAAAGGAUACGUAGUAGCUUCCAGGUCAAUAAUGAUAGUACAAAAUGAGAAUAGAAUAUGUCAGUAAGAUAGCAUGGUCGAAUACAUGUCGUGAAUGAUCAUGAGCUGUCAUCAGUACGGUGGUCGAACCAUACAACGUCAGACUGAACUAUCGAUCGCGU